Impatiens glandulifera is the source of this 1368-nucleotide messenger RNA. RefSeq lists its product as uncharacterized. The transcript is spliced from 3 exons. The coding region runs from base 1 to 1368 and encodes 455 amino acids. NCBI's taxonomy places the organism in Eukaryota, Viridiplantae, Streptophyta, Magnoliopsida, Ericales, Balsaminaceae. The record is from RefSeq and is a predicted model, not a curated record.
AUGGAGGAAAUCGAUCUACGAGCUCAGGCGGCUGCGGAAGUAUACAGUGAGUGGUUCGGGUACCGGUGCAACAAAUUCUUCAAGCAUAUGCUACCAGGCCUAACCGAUGGACAAAGUUUCAGAAGGCUGAAGGAGAUAGAAGAGGACGUCAUCAGCCUAACAAACGCCAAGGAUCCCAACGAAGCCAUGGACCGACACGCAAUAGUAGAACCGCAUGCUCGGCUACCAAAGUUAACCGUACAUAUACGAAAGCUUUCAGAAAGACAGCGAGAUACAGCGCACUCUCCGCGUCUUGAGACCGGUGACGGUCAGAAGCGAGGUGAUACGUCUCCUCUAGCGGAUCCGGUCAUCAACGAAACCGACGAAAGGACAGAUCCCCCUUUCACCGGGCCACUUGAAACCGAUCAACCUGGGAAUUCGGAACCGGCCGUCACAGAAGAAAGAGUAAAGUCUAUCAUUCAAGAGUUUUCCAACUCAAAGGUUCGACCAUGGAAGAGGAAAAUCAAGAAAGCCGCGGUUCAAACAAUUAAAUUGGCCGAAACAACGAGGGAUGACCUUGUGAAGGCAGAUGCCCGAAUCACAGAGAUCGAAGUCAACUACCGUGACGACACGGUUCUGUAUGACGCCCAUCUUAAGCGAACCGUAGACCUGGAGAAUACAACCUCAAAGCUGGUAGAUGACUUGAAACAGUUUCAAGAGAAAACCGAUCAACGGCUCACAAAGGUAGAUGAGGACCUAGGGUGGUCAAGCACCGAAGUUGGUUCGACACUUGACAGGGUCACAGAUCUUGAAAAGAAGAAUGCAAGUCUUGAAGAGCGCAACGACAAGCUUGAAGCCGACCUCAAGGCGGUCACCGAGCAGGUGAAUGAAUUGAUGAAGGCCAAGCUGGCUGCCGAUACAGCGGUUGAGGAAGCAAACGCUCGGGCGGCUAAGGAUAUUAAGGAUGCGUUGGACGAAGAAACGCGGGAAGCCAAGGAGGCACCGCGAUUGUCUGAAGCGGAUUUGGACGAACGCGCACGAAAUAUAACGGCUAGAAAUCCGGCACUUGCAAAGUCCAUGGCAGCUCAAGCAGUCAAGGAUGCAGGGCGGUUAAACACUGAAAAACAAAGGCUCAAAGAAUAUGCCAAGGCUCACAAGAAAAUCACCGAAACAGUUGUUGAAGAAGAUGACUUCGGGGAGGAUCUCGAACCGCGACCUACAAGACAACGAGUUUCCAAUGCGGUUCCAGUCAGAACGGUCUCUCAACCGUUCUCUCUUCACCAGGACACCACGGGAGCAGGAGGAUCUUCCUCAAGACCGGCUCAACCGGCUGAGGACCAAGCGACGGAUGACCUGAUGACAGGUUUCCUGUCAUCCGAAUUGGAAUAG